Schistocerca cancellata (South American locust) is the source of this 6431-nucleotide messenger RNA. RefSeq lists its product as uncharacterized. Gene Ontology annotation, molecular function: DNA binding. NCBI's taxonomy places the organism in Eukaryota, Metazoa, Arthropoda, Insecta, Orthoptera, Acrididae. The record is from RefSeq and is a predicted model, not a curated record. Gene Ontology annotation, biological process: regulation of transcription by RNA polymerase II. Gene Ontology annotation, cellular component: transcription regulator complex; nucleus. The transcript is spliced from 2 exons. Bases 123 to 902 code for a protein of 259 amino acids.
GGUGAUGCGAUAGUUGGGCAACUUUUCAAUUCUCUAGUCGGACAACAUCUCGAUCAGUUGAGCUACAGUUCAGUUGCUCAUUCACUCAUUUGGAUAUUGAAUGUAACGUGCAAUUAGAGGGUAUGGUACUUUUUGACAACAUACGUCUUAUAAAGGAGAUUGAGAAACGGCCUCCUUUAUACAAUAUUGGGCACAAGGAAUCCAACGAUCAAAUUAUAAAAAGGGUGUUAUGGGAGGAGGUCUACGAAACAUUGUUUCCUGCGUGGAAUAAUCUUACAGCUGAACAAAAAGCAACAACAGGGCGAGAUGUUCAACAGCGCUGGAAAAACAUACGCACGUGUUUCACACGAGAAUUAAAGGCACAGCGUAGGUUGAAGUUGGGGCAAAUUUCACAUAAACGAAGGAAGUAUGUGUAUUUUGACAAUUUACUGUUUCUCCUGCCAUCAAUAAAGCCACGGAGUACCUAUAGAGAGACCACUCCAAUCAAAGAGAAGGAAACACUUUCCAGCGAUGAACUUACAACUAAUACUAUUUUCAUCCAGAAAUAUGAAGCAGAAUCGGAGAGGCUAGAGGACCCUCUGCUCAUCUCACCUACAGCUAGUGAAGAACCAAAGAGGCCAGAGGAAUCUCUCCUUCAGUCACUUACAGUUCAUGAAGAAUCAAACCAGACCAGACCAGAAAAAUCUCUUCCUAAGCCACUUACAGUUAGAGAUAAGACAGCAGCUGAAUGUGAUGCAGACACACAUUUUGUGUUAUCUCUUGUACCAUUUCUGCAGUCACUAAAUGCGGAAAAUAAACUCAUUGCACAAAUUGAAAUAUUGCAAGUAUUUAAAAAAAUUGAAGAAAGGCAACGACGGCCCUUACCAAGCAGUGAAAGUUUGUGCACAGUCAACUUAAAUUAGUUAAAUGUGUCUGCAAAGGAAAGAUCAACUGACAAAUAAUGGCAAGAGUGUUUCAGGAAAUUGUAAAAGAUUCAGGAACUGCAUGCAUCAGCCCAGAGUUUGUAAUCCGUAAGAUGUAUUUGCAGUCUUUGUCAACCAAAGGAAGAUGUCAGCAAUACUAAUAAAUGAUUGAUGAGUGUUUCCUCACAUUCAUCAUUGUAGAUUUAUACAAUCCUCACAUGUUAAAUCAGCAAGAAAUUCAUUCUUGCAUUAUACACCUAGAUCAUCUUUUGACUUCAUUUCUUUGCACACAACACAAAAAUAAUCAACUUAAUGAACAGGGAAAAAAGUAACAUUGCACCGGACACCAUGUUUCAGUUGGUCAUAAACAAGCGUAACGAAGGUAUUGCCAUGGCUCACAGGUAAUAGAAAGAACUGUCUUAGCACUGAAUAAAUGCAAUGGAAUUUUAUAGUAUGACGUGAGAUAAUAUUAUAUUCCUUGAAAAACUUCUUGUUCAAAAUUUCAUGAAAUAGGUCCACCUCCAUAGCAGAACAAUCAUCUUGUCUGACAAGACAACAUUCCCAGGUGUAAAUAAAUAAUCUUGAUGAAACUUGACAGGUCUGUAGAGGGUUAAAAAUAAUGCAAUACAUAUUUUUUGUUCCUGCCUAAUUUCACUUUCAAGAGGUAAAACACACCCAGAAGGUAAUGUGUCAUACUAGGUUUGACUAUCUUUGAAAGCAUGAAGUACAGAAAGUGUGUAUCAUAUAGAGGUUAAAAUGUAAUUAAACUAUCUGGCUUGUAACUAUCCACCCUCUGUACUAUAUGGCCUACUUAAUUAAUAUCAUAAUAAUACUUUACCACAAUGAAAUUAGUAUUAAUUUAUUGUACAAACAGCACUUUUCCAAACCUUUAAGAAGCAGGUGCUGGCUACAAUGCUGUGUGGGAUUUUAAAAUGUUUUAUGCAUCUUUCGUGCUUCUAUCACAUCUGGAGUCACAGUUAUAUGGUGCAAAUUGUGUCGUUAGUACUGAAUAAAUUACCAGAACCGUUCUUUAACAAAUGAUACUUGGAAGCCCUCUUCCAACUUGUAGUGAUUAUACAUCAGAAACUACGUGCUGUAAAGUGAUUUCAUUCUGGGGUAGCAGCCAAAACUAUUGCUUUGGAGCUAGAGUAAGAAUAAGUACUGUUGGAUAAUAAAAGAAAAAUUGUGCAGAAAUUGAAAAGUGGUGCCCUUCUCAAGCCAGUGGAUGUGGAAUUAAAGCAAGGACGGCGAUGUUGAAAGAUACACUCAAAGAAGUUGAGGAAGCUUCAUUUUUGUGGCGUGAACAUUUAAAAGGAAGAGGUUACUGGGCUGCUAUUUGCUAGAAAAGUCAUUGCAAUUUCAGGAGCAUAUAGAAGAUGAUUCAGAAUUUACUGACAGUGAUGGACGACUGUAUCAGUGGGCCGGGGGGGAUUCAGUAUUAACCAGAUUACUAUUAGUGAAGAGGCUUUAUCCACUGACAAAAAUGUUGUGCCAUUAUUUAAAGACUACUUUUCAAAGUUAAUUGACAAGGAGGGAACUUAUAGUGAACAAUUGUACAGUUGCUGUGAGAGUGGUUUGUAUUAAAAGAUGCUCCCUAGAAAAACGCUUGCUUCAAAUACAGGUGUUGCAGCACCUGGUUACAACAAAAGUAAGAAAUGGGUAACAAUAUUGGCUUGCAGUAAUGCAACUGGCAAUUACAAACUUAGGCUUACAUUAAUAGGGAAAUCGUGGAAACCUAGAGCUUUCAGAAACAUAGAAUCAGGAAUCACUGCCCCUAUAUUCUUAUCAAAAGAAAGCAUGGAUGAAUUUAGAAAUAUUUAAAACCUGGUUUCAAAAUGAAUUUGUACAGCUGUAGAGAGAUAUGUGAAAGACAAAAUUUACCGAGAAGAGCCUUCUCAUCUUGCCAGUGACAACUCACACAUGGAGAUAUCAGAGCAUUAUUUUUACCAUCAAACAUGGAUGCUCUUUGUCAGCUGAUGGACAAUUGCAUCCUCGAAACAUUUAAAAAGUAUUAUUGCCACCAUCUGAUCAGUUCGUGGACAUUAGCAAUUGAUAAUAAUGGAUACUGUGUAAGCAUUCUGAAGAGGAUUGACUUGCUACAUGUUGUAAGGUGGUUGCCCAAACUUGGGAAGAGAUUCCGAACAUGUCACUUGUAAGGCCUUGGGAAAUUGUUUUAGACUAUGAAGGUGGACAUCUUCAUUUUGAAUCGACAUGUGGAGCCAAAAUCAAAGACGGAAUGGUGAUACUCUUUUGUUGCUCAGAAAUGUACUGGACUGUGAGGAUGAGGAGCAUAUCAGAGAAUGGAUGGCAAAUAAUGAAGUGGAUGAACUAACCUGCAACAAUGUGAUGGAAAUGCUUAUGCAGGGGGAUGUAGUACAAGAAGAGGGGUCAAACUUAGAUAAUAGGAGAAAUCUCGUACCACAUUCGAAAGGGUUCAAGAUGAAUUAAGUAGUGCUGCAGUACAUUAGUGAUAUUGUCGGUUUGCAUAAGUGGAGGGAUGUUGCAGCACGGAAGAAGGCUCAAAAUGUGAAACACUCAUCUUUCAAAGACUUUUUUAAAACCUCGAACUUAUAAGUUUCAUCUUUUUUGCUAGACCGGACAUUUCAAAUGUGCAUAAUGAUAUAUUCAUACUUGAGAAUGCAGAUGGUUCUACGUUUCCUGUAAUAAUUUUUGAAGGUUGCAGUAUGUGCAUAUCAAACAAUUGUAACUACCAUGGUUUACGUAAGAAGUCAGAAUACAUUAAUAAAAUUGAAUUUUGGUUGUAAUGAAGGAUGUUUGGAAUGGUACAGCUGGAGUCAGAAGAGAGAAUUUAUAGAACUCCUGUCUGUCCACCUUCUUUGUUAUCCAACCUGACCUUCCACCACAUUAGGCUGCAUAUUCGAGAGUCUACUAUAAUCAAUUUCUGUAAUAAUUUGAAAUUUUGCAAACUACUCCACAACCAUUAAUUUAUGUUUGGAAAACUUGUGUUGCAACAUAAAUUAAAGAAGCUUUCAUACAACAUCUACCCAUUUGUAGUAUAGCUGCAUUCCAAAAUGCCAUUUUUCAAAAAUAAGUUGUACACAAUAUGCAGUCAGAGUAUUUACAAAAUACUUAAUUAAAAUAUCUAAACAUUCAUUAUUAUACUAAUUUUUGUUAUACUUAUUUUUGUUUUAUGUGUUAAAUCAUAUUUUUACUUUUUAAAUUGAUUGUAUGUGGUGUUAUUUUUACAUAUUUGUAUUUUAUUAAUAUAAAAUAAUGAGUAACCCACCAUUACUUUACAAAAUAAUUACAAUAAUGAUAAUCUGUAAAGUAAUGUGUAAAACAUAACUUUUUUUACACCAUGCACAUAAAAUAAAAUUUCUUUACAUAAUGUACACAGUGGGCAACACAAUACAGUAGAAACCUGCUAAUCCAGUACCUUCAGGAUCUUUGCAGCCCUGGACUACCGAAAAUGCCGGAUUACGAGCAUCGUCAAAAAUAGCAGUGUGAUACAUGGCAAACAAUGGACAAUGGCCAAUGGGCAGCAAGCCUUUGAUUGUUUAUCAUACAUUGUAUGCUUUUGUUAAAGUGGUGGAAAAUGUUUAAUACUGUAUAAAACAACAUUUUAGAGAACAAAUGUAAGACUUCAUUGCAUCAUCCUGUAAUGUAAUUUUAAGAUUUUAUGUUAAGUUCAGGACAGUACAGUAUUAUAUUGUAGUACAGUACUUUUUAUGGUUUAUACUACAGUACAUACAAUUUUAAGAUUUUAUGUUAAGUUCAGGACAGUACAGUAUUAUACUGUAGUACAGUACUUUUUAUGGUUUAUACUACAGUACAUACAAUAUUUUUAUCAUUUAUUCAUUUGCAAUAAGAACUAAUGUCCUAUUCCUUUUUUGUGAUUGAUUAUCUACUAUUCAGUGGUGGAUUUUCAAAAAAUUAACAAUAAAGAUUUUUUUCUGAACUGCUUUGGUGCAGAAUAAAGCCUGAUACUCUUGGGAAGUCUUGGCAAAAAUUCUGGCUGUUCUUAAACUGCUAGAUGUUGCUCAAAAUGAAAUAAGAAAUUUGGCAUGAGAUGAAGUUUUGGACUGGACAGACAUUGACAGUAGUCAAAGUAAUUUCAGACAAACAUAUAGCAGAAAAUGUGACAGGGGCACAAUGAGAACACUGCAACCACCAGAUAUCGAAUCCGAUGAAGAAGAAGGGUCUGAUGCAACAAACUCAACACCUCCAUCUACGAGGAAGGAUAUUGAUACAUUUAUAAGAUUUUCUGAAAGCAGCAAAUCAUACAACAUUGCAGACCUUAUAAAUUUAAUUUGAGUGUGCCAUACUGUCAGAUGCCACAUUAACAGGCUUUUACUGUAAAAACAAGUUUUGGUAUGAUUAUCAAAUUGUGGUGGGUGAUGCUCUAAAUAUCCUGAUUUGCAUCAGACAUCUUUCAGCACAUUGAAAACCAUUGGUAAAAAGAAUUGAUUAUGUACUUGUGACUGCAGUCUCUCACAUGGAGAUUGAUGUCACCAUCAUACAGCAGAACCGAAUCUGGAAAUCCCAAUAUCGAAAGCCUUAUACGUCCAACAGCUGUACCCAUUAUGUCAAGUCUUUUGGGAUCACUAGAUGAAAAAGUUCAUUUUCCUCAGGUGUGAUACUUAAAAACGAUUCUUUCACACUGAACACCACCAAGAAUCUAACAUUAAUACAGAUUUUUCUCCCAUACUGGGAAAGAAAACUUUUAUCAGAUACCUUUUGAUGUGGUCAGAUAUUAGUUUACUGUAUUUCAAUGCUGUUGUAAGAACAUUUUGGGCAUCAAAGAGAUUUUUAGUUCUAAUUCAUUAGCUUCUUUAAAAAAAUAUGAAAAGAAUACCAAGCAAUUUGUCAUUGGAAGGUACUGAAUUCUGUAUCUUUGUGGCAUAUCUCCAUAGGCACUCGUGAACAGCAUCAUGCAAACAGUCAAACAGCGUAUGUAUCAUCAGCAAAUGGCACCGUGCUGAGACGAUAUGUUCUUGUACAUACUACUCAUUGUGCUAUCCGUUAAGAACAGUUCUUCACGACGUGAUGAAUGUGAUUUCAGGACUUGUUUUGUACAUUAAUACGUGUUUAUAAAAGGACUGCAUAAUGUGGUAACACACUUUUUACCAUCUCCAGUGGCACCAUGUGCGGUAUCAUUUCUCACUAGCCACAACUGUGGUUUCCCACCUACCAGCUCAUGGGGCACAGGUCUGUACUGCUAGUUGCUGACACCAUAGACCAUGUCACGAGUAUGCCAAGAGCUGCGCACACUGCAGUCUUCUCACUAACAUAUCCUGUUAUAUAAACCAGUGCCACCAGUUCUGCAGCAGUGUGAUAGAACUGUACAUUGCCACUGGACUUCCAUCGCACAUUACACUCUUCAGAACAUCUCCUCCCUCAUGGACUGCUCUUUUGAGUGCACUGAUUUCUGUACUUGGCCAUCAACAUGAUGGGCUUAUCUUUGGAUUAUUCUUUGGACUGCCUGCGCUUGUCAAUAUUCAAUGUACUUGUGUUGUUGAAUAAACGUGUUGCCAAACUGAAACUGCAUAUUAUGUUUAAAAUACACCA